AGGUCACUAUGCAUCAUACAAAAUAAUUUCAGUAGAUUGUCUGUGGAGAAGAUUUACUGUGAAGCAGCUGUAUUAAAAGUAGCUAAUACAAUAACAGCCAUUUCAGUUCUGAUUGCUUGACAAAAGAGAGUCAAAAAGAGAACCAUGUUCCUUGUCUUAGAAGUCUUUUUGCACACACUUUAAAAUGGGAACACAUAGGGUGAGAUCUAACACUUUACUUCCAGUUCAAUAUAAUCUUAUGUAAUAUGCAAAGCACAAAAGCAUAGUGAGAGAACAAUUUUUUAUUUUUUUUUAACAGAGCAAAGAAGGCCCUACUAUUUUUCCUGCUUGUUCUCCAAAUUUCUUUUUACAUGCAUUCUCAUAAAUCUUGACUCACAGACUGUUAUUAAUGACCUUCCAUGCAUUUUCCCAGUUUACCAGUCUAAAUGUUUUGAUACCAAAAAUCACUUCACAACAAUAUCCUUUACUUGCAAUUAACUUGUAUGUCUUUGUGUCUUUUGUCCGUCUGCCUCUCAGGAUGUGGUGAGGAAUGAGAUCCAGGUAAUGAAUCAACUGAAUCACGCCAACCUCAUCCAGCUGUACGCCGCCUUCGAGUCACGCCAUGACAUCAUCCUGGUCAUGGAAUACGUGGAGGGAGGGGAGCUGUUUGACCGCAUCAUUGAUGAGAACUACAACCUGACAGAGCUGGACACAGUGCUGUUUAUACGCCAGAUCUGUGAAGGGCUGCAGUACAUGCACAAGAUGUACAUCCUGCAUCUUGACCUCAAGGUAAACCUGCUUCAUCCCAGGAUUUCAUAUUCCAAUAUUACUCCAACUCUAACCCAACUGCUAUUAACCAUUUGAAACCUACCUUUCACAAGUAUUUAAACCUUUGAACACU
Messenger RNA from Plectropomus leopardus (leopard coralgrouper), 880 nucleotides. The record is from RefSeq and is a predicted model, not a curated record. Lineage: Eukaryota; Metazoa; Chordata; Actinopteri; Perciformes; Serranidae.